AUGAAGCCCCUUUCCGAUUGUUUGGGGCAUCUGGAAAAAGGCUUGUCAGGAGAAGAAAAGAUCAGUGUCAUUGUGAAGGGUGGAGCUACUGGAGGAGUUUAUUCACAGUCAGUGCAGAGCUUCACUAAACCACUUCACUACAGACAGCUUCAUUCACUUUAUGAAAAAUUCAAGGUUUACCAUCACAGUGUGUUUGGUGUUGAUGCAGUGAAGUCAGUGUCAGUGACGGAGGGAGAUUCUGUCACUCUAAACUCUGAUGAUACUGAAAUACAGAGAGAUGAUCUGAUAAUGUGGACAUUUGGACUCGUUCUCAUAGCUAAAAUCAAGGGUAAGAACAAUAAGAGAGAGUUUUAUGAUGAGAGAUUCAGAGACAGACUGCAGCUGGAUCAGACUGGAUCUCUGAGCAUCACAAACACCAGAACCACAGACUCUGGACUUUAUAAAGUCACCAGCAGCAGAAGAGAGUCGCCGCUCAACACAUUCAAUCUUACUGUCUACGUGUCCAGUUGUGUGUUUCUGUGUUCAGUGGUGAAUGUGAGUCAUGUGACUCUCUCCUGGUACAAAGGAAACAGUUUAUCAUCCAGCAUCAGUGUGUCUGAUCUCAGCAGAAGUCUUUCUUUAUCUCUGGAGUGUCUGGAUGAUUCCUACAGCUGUGUGCUGAACAAUCCCAUCAGCAACCAGACGAGACAUCUCAACAACACUGAGAUCUGUCAGCCAUGUUCAGACUCUGUAUCUCUGAUAGUGUUGAUCUCUGCUGCUGCUGCUGAUGCUGGAUCUCUGUUGAUCGUAGCUGCUGUCGGGAUCUUCUGCAUCGGCAGGAAACACAGAAAAACUGACCAAGAAGUUCAGACCCGUGAGAGAGAUCACUUACACUGA
Onychostoma macrolepis is the source of this 876-nucleotide messenger RNA. RefSeq lists its product as uncharacterized. Lineage: Eukaryota; Metazoa; Chordata; Actinopteri; Cypriniformes; Cyprinidae. The transcript has 6 exons. The coding region runs from base 1 to 876 and encodes 291 amino acids. The record is from RefSeq and is a predicted model, not a curated record.